This is a messenger RNA of Emys orbicularis (European pond turtle), 1560 nucleotides long. It is a transcript of the gene GXYLT2, whose product is annotated as glucoside xylosyltransferase 2. The transcript has 8 exons. Gene Ontology annotation, molecular function: UDP-xylosyltransferase activity. The record is from RefSeq and is a predicted model, not a curated record. Gene Ontology annotation, biological process: protein O-linked glycosylation via N-acetylgalactosamine. Lineage: Eukaryota; Metazoa; Chordata; Testudines; Emydidae. The coding region runs from base 1 to 1359 and encodes 452 amino acids.
AUGAAACUCUACUGCAAGGUGGUGGCCAUCCUGCUGUGCCUGGGGACCCUGCUGCUGCUCUAUCUCUUCGUGGGCAACGCGGAUGAGCCGCCGCUGAAAGGGGCCGGAGAAACUCGCUGGCUGCCCGUUUCCUCCGGACCUGGGGGCCGCGCCCACCCACUCUUUGCACAUUUCCAACCCGUCCGGGCAGCGCCGGAGGAGGAGGGGGCGGCGGCGGCGGCGGCUCAGAUUUCCAAGCGACAGCCACGUCUCAGCAAAAACCCCGGCAAGCGAAGUCCUGCGAGAGGGAAGUUUGCAAACGUUCGUAGACCUGGGAAACAGAAACACUUGAAAGAACUUCCAUCUCUGCAAUGGAUGCACCUGGCAGUUGUGGCAUGUGGCAACCGGCUGGAGGAGACUCUGAUCAUGCUGAAAUCAGCAGUUCUGUUUAGCUGCAGGAAGCUCAAGUUUCACAUCUUUGCUGAGGAUUCCCUGAAGCCUGAAUUUGAGAAAAAGUUAAGGGAAUGGCCUUCCUCUUACACCAAGAAGUUUGAAUACAAUGUCUACCCAAUUGCUUUUUCAGUAGGAAAUGCUCAGGAAUGGAAAAAAUUAUUCAAACCUUGUGCUGCCCAGCGCCUCUUUCUUCCGGUGAUUUUAAAGGAUGUGGAUUCUCUUCUCUACGUGGACACUGACGUUCUCUUCCUGAGGCCCAUUGAUGACAUCUGGAGCUUUCUGAAAGAGUUCAACUCCACACAGCUGGCUGCUAUGGCCCCAGAGCACGAAAUACCAAAGAUUGGUUGGUAUAGUCGGUUUGCUCGUCACCCUUACUAUGGAACAACUGGAGUCAAUUCCGGAGUCAUGCUGAUGAAUUUAACCCGGAUAAGAAACACACAGUUCAAGAACAGCAUGAUACCAACAGGCUUGAUGUGGGAGGAAAUGUUGUACCCAUUAUACCAAAAGUACAAAAAUUACAUUACAUGGGGAGACCAGGACUUGCUAAAUAUUAUUUUUUACUUUAACCCAGAGUGUCUCUAUGUGUUUCCCUGUCAGUGGAAUUACCGGCCCGAUCACUGUAUGUAUGGGAGUAAUUGUAAAGGCGCAGAAGAGGAAGGCAUAUCUGUUCUCCAUGGUAAUAGAGGCGUCUACCAUGAUGACAAGCAGCCUACUUUUAAGGCACUAUAUGAAGUGAUACGUGAUUUUCCCUUUGAAGACAAUCUCUUCCAGUCCUUGUACUACCCUCUUCAGUCUAAGUUUCUGGAUACUGUACACACUUUAUGUGGGCGAAUUCCACAAGUUUUUCUGAAGCAGAUUGAGAAAACGAUGAAGAAGGUUUAUGAAAAUCGUGUCAUUGUUCAUGUGGGAGCCAACUACAGAUACUAAACAUAGCUAUACUUUAUGUGGUAAUUUUCAUCCUUGUAUCCAAAUCAUUUGAGGCAGAUAAAUUAAAUUGAGGUGGGGCACUGUCAGUUUAAAAUUCAUGUUAUAAAAAAAAAUUGUCUAAAUUGGAACAAUUCACCAAGGAUCAUGGUGGAUUCUCCAUUACUGACCACUUUUAAAUCAAGAUUGGGUGUUUUUCUGAAA